Molecule: messenger RNA, 2415 nt
Organism: Haliotis rufescens (red abalone)
Lineage: Eukaryota; Metazoa; Mollusca; Gastropoda; Lepetellida; Haliotidae
Product: adhesive plaque matrix protein 2-like
Exons: 17
Coding region: 178-2070 (630 amino acids)
Biological process (GO): heterophilic cell-cell adhesion; establishment or maintenance of epithelial cell apical/basal polarity
Cellular component (GO): protein-containing complex; plasma membrane
Molecular function (GO): calcium ion binding
Source: RefSeq, a predicted model, not a curated record
CAUUAUCACUAUUGAUGUUGCUAAGGCUGGCUCUAUCACCUGUCCAUGUCUCCACACAUUAAUAUGUUGUGUUGCUACAGCAUUCAAAGGUUGUGUUGUGGAUACAGGGGGUAUUAAAUCAGGCAAUUUGAACUGAAGAAAACAAAUCGAGCAAGGAGCGCCCUGUAGCCUUACAUCAUGGCUAACGUUCUGCCUCUACUGGUGACCGCACUGGUUCUUGGAGCCACUCUCAUUCAAGGUGUUGCUGCUGGUGUUUGUCUGAGCAACGACAGCUGUAACGGCCAUGGAACAUGUGGCACUGCCUGUAGCACAACAUGCACGUGUACAGACGGCUACAGCGGUGACGACUGCACCAUACCUCCAAUCUGCACUGGCGGUGGGAGUGAGUGUGGCAGCCACGGUUCCUGUGAUAACUCCACGUCAACCUACGUCUGCAGCUGCACUGGGGGUUAUGCUGGCGACCUGUGUAAAACUGCUCCCAUCUGUACUGGAGGUGGCAAUGAGUGUGGCUCGCAUGGUUCCUGUGAUAAUUCCACGAGCACAUAUUUCUGUAGCUGCACUGAUGGGUACAGAGGAAGCACUUGCAAAACAGCCCCCAUCUGCACUGGCGGUGGAAGUGAGUGUGGCAGCCACGGUUCCUGUGAUAACACCAGGUCAAUCUAUGUCUGCAGCUGCACUGGGGGUUAUUCUGGCGACCUGUGUAACACUGUCCCCAUCUGCACUGGCGGUGGAAGUGAGUGUGGCAGCCACGGUUCCUGUGAUAACACCAGGUCAAUCUAUGUCUGCAGCUGCACUGGGGGUUAUUCUGGCGACCUGUGUAACACUGUCCCCAUCUGCACUGGCGGUGGAAGUGAGUGUGGCAGCCACGGUUCCUGUGAUAACACCAGGUCAAUCUAUGUCUGCAGCUGCACUGGGGGUUAUUCUGGCGACCUGUGUAACACUGCCCCCAUCUGCACUGGAGGUGGCAACGAGUGUGGCUCGCAUGGUUCCUGUGAUAACUCCACAAACACAUAUGUCUGCAGCUGCACAAAUGGCUACAGGGGCGACACGUGCACAACAGCCCCCAUCUGUACUGGAGGUGGCAAUGAGUGUGGCUCGCAUGGUUCCUGUGAUAACUCCACCAACAAAUAUGUCUGUAGCUGCACUGAUGGCUACAGGGGCGACACGUGCACAACAGCCCCCAUCUGCACAAGCGCUGGCAGUGAGUGUGGCUCGCAUGGAUUCUGUGACACCGCCACGGGCACCUAUUUCUGUAGCUGCACUGGUGGCUACAAAGGCGAUACCUGCACAACAGCCCCCCUCUGUACUGUCGGUGGGAGUGAGUGUGGCAGCCACGGUUCCUGUGAUAACUCCACAUCUACCUACGUCUGCAGCUGCACCGAUGGCUAUUCUGGAGAUUUGUGUAAAACUGCCCCCAUCUGCACUGGCGGUGGAAGUGAGUGUGGCAGCCACGGUUCCUGUGAUAACUCCACAUCUACCUACGUCUGUAGCUGCACUGGUGGCUACUCUGGAGACCUGUGUAACACUGCGCCAGUGUGCACGUCCGGUGGAAGCCAGUGUGGAAGCAAUGGAGAAUGCAAUACUUGUGGGACAAAAUAUUCCUGUCAAUGUUACGGCGGCUAUGGUGGCGAAACCUGCCAAACCAGUCCAAAAUGCAGUGUCAGGGGGUCUGAAUGUGGCUCGCACGGCACUUGCAACACGACAGCCUCCCCCUACAUCUGUGGUUGCAGCGACGACUACACCGGAGAUACCUGUACCGUAGCUCCUAUCUGUACUUCCGGUGGUAACGAGUGCGGCAGUAACGGGACCUGUGACCGUACAUCCUCCCCCAACAAGUGCUCCUGUACUGGUGGCUACACCGGAACACUGUGUGGAACAGCUCCGACUUGCACUACCACCGGUGGGGAGUGUCAGAACGGGGGGAAAUGCAACACAAAAGUCACCCCGUACACGUGCGCAUGUGCAGUCGGUUUCAGCGAUACAACGUGUGAAACUCGUUCUGGAGCAAACCACGUGAUCUUUUGCAUGACGUCACUGUUGCUUUUGGUUGGGGGAUCCCUCACUCUAUAAGCCUGACAGAACAGAUGCUGAAAAGAAGCUGACUGAUGCAUCCCCCCAGACGUCGGCAGCUUGGUAAUACCUGCGGUCUACCCCCCAUGAGUGCAUGGACGGCUACGACAUUCAUAACACAUGACGAUUAUGUCAAUAAUUCUCAUGCUAUUGCCAUCAACCCAAAUCGCUGAUUUUAUUGUAGUUUCCAUGACACGUGUUUGAUGGAUAUAUUCCAAUACUUACCUCUGCCCUGAAGAGUUUUGAUGCCUAAUGAACCCCUUUGAAACAUGUUCGACGCCAUGAUGACGCGUAGAAUUACUGACCAACGUUUUUUCCACUGAAAUAAACGGUAUAGUUCAUGAA